Molecule: messenger RNA, 1162 nt
Organism: Exophiala xenobiotica
Lineage: Eukaryota; Fungi; Ascomycota; Eurotiomycetes; Chaetothyriales; Herpotrichiellaceae
Exons: 2
Coding region: 466-798 (110 amino acids)
Cellular component (GO): ubiquitin ligase complex
Source: RefSeq, a predicted model, not a curated record
CGAUCAUUCUGCCUGACGAACUGGCUAACUCCGUUCCUCUUCCACGCCCAACGACCACUUUAUAGGUAUUCACGGUGACCGUGCUACAUCUUGUGCCUUAGUUCGAAGUUUAAUCAUUUGUCUACUGCACCAGGCUUCAUUCAACUUGGUCUUACGACCACCCUUCUCGGCCGAGCGAUCGAACGUCAGUUGACCACCACACCAAGCCAACCAUCUUCCGACCACAGCGGUUGCUGCCUCCUACCUCUGCUGAACGACAUCCUCUGCCUUCGGAACCAGGGUGCACAACGAAUUGAGACCUGGAUUUGAUAGAAAACAUAGAGUCAAGAGCAGCGUCAAGAGCAGGUUCCCUACCAGAUCUCUUGAUCUUUCCUACCGAGAGACGACUGCGCCUUCAGGCUUAGGCGGGGAACUUCCAGUCUCCCGCUAUCGACAGCCUGAGAGCCAGAACGUCGACACGGCAGGAUGGGUCUUGCAUACAAUGUCUACCUGAACUCCGCUAAAAUCUUUGGUUGUAAGCAUUGUAAAACGCACUUGGCCGAUUUUGACGACAUCAUCUCGCGUAACUUUCGAGGUCAACAUGGCAAAGCAUUUCUCUUUUCAACCGUCGUCAACAUUAAACAGGCAGAAGCGAUGGAGAGAAAUAUGACCACGGGCAGGCACAUUGUGAGGGACAUCAAGUGCAAGCAGUGCGAUGAGACGGUUGGCUGGAAGUAUGACAAAGCAUAUGAGGCCAGCGAGAAGUACAAGGAAGGCAAGUUCAUCUUGGAAUCGGAGUUGCUGUGUACGGUGACAUAGCAAAGUUCUGCUGCAAGACACUUUCAAGCAUUCCUUGUCGCGAGCGGGUUUUGGUAUGGUUUCGAGGAUAUGGGAACUGGGAAUUGGACGAAUGGGCAUUGUUUUGGAGAUAUCGUGAAUGACAUCUCAUAGAUAUUCAUGGCAGUCUUAUUGAAGCCGGGGGCCCGCCUUGCGUCCCACCACCAAAUCGUCCUUCGAGCUCAUGGUACAGUUUCUACUGAGAUCUCGGGUAGAUCAAGAACUGGAGCAGCCUCGAUAAUGGCAUAGCCACCGACAUCUGCCUUCCAGAUAUAGACUACCUCCAAACCUGCAGCUGUCAGAAUGUCUUGCCAUUGCCUCUCGUCUCUCUCCAUGCCACAAAACG